AAUUUCUGUGGCAUGGAACUAAAAAAUAAACCUAUUAUACGACAAAAAAUCCGAACUCUCUCUGCUACUUACUUAUAGUCAAUGUUAGAGUUUUCCCCAUUAUGCGAUGAAAUAAAACCUGCGCUUGUCCACUACUUGCGAACCGCGAAGGGUAACAUUGGACCUAGAUGAGGACCCGCUGUUGCCAUGUCGGCAGGGUUUAACAUGUUAACAUUUCAAUUACAUGUGAUAAUUGGAAACAUACAAAAAAGUGGAAAUUCAUUGAAAACAUUGACCAGCAUUUGAAGCAGAAGUGGUGGAUGUGACUUAAAAAUUGAUUGGAUUUCAUAAAAACAUAAGCUAUCUACCGAUUAUUUAUUAAUUAUAUAAAAGUUAGAAACUUAUGUAUAGGAAUCAUUAAAAAAAGUAAUCAGACAGAAAACAUUUACGGCUUAGAAGCAUAUCUCAUUAAAAAAAGAAAAGAAGAAAAUGCGGCUGAUAAUACGGCAUUGAAAUUACCGCUUUAUCUACCAACAACGAUAACGAACCAUUUAUAACAGCAUAAACGAGAAAAGUAAGCGCUUAGCUGAAAAAAAUUACCGAAAAUUUGUUUAGAUUAAGCCGAACUGUCCGUACCAAGUAUACGCGUUUCGGCGUUGAAUCCAAGAAGCUGCGCAUUGAUAAAACUUUUUUUGUGUGUACGCAUAAGCGGUCAAGAUUACGUUAUCAAAAUUGGUUGCGUUUAUUUUAUUAAUAUAUCAUGGUCUCCUACUUUAUGCCUCGCGGUCGUUUCCUUAUUAAACCGCCAAAUUUUCGCCAGUUACGUCAGAAACAUAAUCAACAAGAAAGCAAAUGGCCUGCAUUAAGAAAUUUUCGUCAAAACUUUUCGCAGAAAAUUGGAAAUGGUGGCGAUCACAACACAAAACAGACAGAAGUCACCGUUCGUGGUAUGGUGCGUGUUAAGCCAUCUCUUAGUCCAACGCAUUCAAUUCAUUUGAAUAAACAACAAGGAUUACAACAGGACCGCCGCAAUGCUUUGCGAAGAUGGACAGGUUUUCUUCUGAAAUGGGCGCCAGUGGGUAUAUGUGUUUUUGGUGCGAUCGAAUGGCAAAUAAACAAGCAAAAUUGUAUAAAAAAUCGAACACUUCAUACGGCGACGGAAUUUCAAUCCAAAAUAUACAGUUUACUACCGUUGCGUUUAAUAAGUCGCUGCUGGGGUUGGUUGGCUUCAUGUUAUAUACCAGAAAGUGUGCGGCCAUUUAUAUUUGGUCUAUAUAUCAACACUUUUAAGGUCAAUCUGGAGGAGGCUUUAUAUACGGAUUUAAAACAUUACAAAACCUUCGCUGAAUUCUUUACACGGCCUUUACGUGACGGCGUGAGACCAAUUGAUUCGGUUGCCCCGUUAGUAUCCCCAGCUGAUGGUAAAAUUCUGCACCUUGGUAAAGCUUUUCGAUCUUUGAUUGAACAGGUCAAAGGCGUGAACUACAAUAUUGCCGAUUUUCUCGGUCCGACUACUUGGUUGAGAGAGAGCAAGCAGAAUAGCAAUUAUAUGAACGCGCUUAAGUACGCGACAAACGGCAGCACAAUGUUGUAUCAUGUUGUAAUAUACUUAGCGCCCGGAGAUUAUCAUAGGUUUCAUUCACCAACCGACUGGGAUUCGUUCUUUAGAAGGCAUUUUACGGGUGAAUUAUUCUCCGUAAGUCCUAGAAUUGCUACAUGGCUUCCUGGAUUAUUCUGUCUAAAUGAAAGGGUUUUGUAUGUAGGCGAAUGGGAGCACGGUUUCUUUAGUUUUACCGCUGUUGGUGCCACUAAUGUUGGAUCAGUGCAAAUUUUCAUGGACUCUGAUUUGAAAACUAAUCAAUGGGCAGGUUUAGACAUUAGGACACCGCGGAACUUCUACGAUAUGACUAUAGAUGAUGGGCACCUUUUUAAAAAAGGUGAUUUAGUUGGACAAUUUAAUAUGGGAAGUACGAUUGUUUUACUGUUUGAGGCGCCUUUAGGUUUCGAAUUUAAAGUGAAACCUGGGCAAAACGUUAAAGUUGGCCAAUCCUUAGGACGUAUACUCAAAUGAAAGGAAAACGGGUUUAGAUUCAAUUAUUAUUAAUUGUCGAAAAAGACAUAUAUUUAAACUCAGGCUUGAAUCUCACAAUUUUAGUGUGAGUGUGUGAAUGCAAAAUAAAAUGUGAUUUUUACGAUAGUUCCAUAGAGUUGUUUACGAUGAUGCCCAACCUCCAUAUAGCAAUAAAAAAUGUUUGCCAUAUGUGAAAAAGAGCCAAUAUGAGAAAAAAAAAAAAAUAAAUAAAAUGAGAGAAUCCUGAGCUGAAUAUGCACAAUGCCAGUUAUAGCGAA
This is a messenger RNA of Glossina fuscipes, 2328 nucleotides long. It is a transcript of the gene Pisd, whose product is annotated as phosphatidylserine decarboxylase proenzyme, mitochondrial. NCBI's taxonomy places the organism in Eukaryota, Metazoa, Arthropoda, Insecta, Diptera, Glossinidae. The transcript has 3 exons. Gene Ontology annotation, cellular component: mitochondrion. Gene Ontology annotation, molecular function: phosphatidylserine decarboxylase activity. Bases 740 to 2050 code for a protein of 436 amino acids. Gene Ontology annotation, biological process: phosphatidylethanolamine biosynthetic process. The record is from RefSeq and is a predicted model, not a curated record.